Molecule: messenger RNA, 315 nt
Organism: Heterobasidion irregulare TC 32-1
Lineage: Eukaryota; Fungi; Basidiomycota; Agaricomycetes; Russulales; Bondarzewiaceae
Exons: 3
Source: RefSeq, a predicted model, not a curated record
CGUGAGGACCCGGGCGCGCCUCUGCCGUCUCCCAAAGAUUUGAUCAAGGAGUAUCGAUUGUCAAAUGCGGAGAGCGGGUUGGGGACGGACUACACCAAACGAAGGAACGUCAUUCGAAUACGGAUGGAGGGGGAGCAAUUUUUGUUGCAGGCGGCCGAUGUGGCCGGGGUCGUGGACUGGAUCGAGGGGUUCCAGGCUGCUGCAAAUAUUGCGCUAGAUCUAGAUGAGAGACCAAUGCCAAAGGGCCCAAUGUUUCCGAGGCGGCGAAGACGACGCGCACGGCGUGCUGAAUCCUCUCAGCCCGAGACAUCAUAG